This is a messenger RNA of Lingula anatina, 702 nucleotides long. Its product is annotated as basic proline-rich protein-like. NCBI's taxonomy places the organism in Eukaryota, Metazoa, Brachiopoda, Lingulata, Lingulida, Lingulidae. The record is from RefSeq and is a predicted model, not a curated record.
AUGGGUCCAAUUAGUCCUGGGAGUCCACCUGUGCCUGGUGGUCCUGCUGCUCCUUGGGGACCAAAUGUUCCUGGUGGCCCACUGAUGCCUUUUGGUCCACCUGUCCCUGGAGGGCCACUACUUCCGGGACCACUAGUGCCUGGGGGGCCAUCGCGGCCAACAGGUCCUGAUGUACCUGGUUGCCCCUCUGACCCAGGUGGCCCCGCUGUCCCUGGGGGUCCUCCCGUUCCUGAUGAUCCUUGCGUGCCAGGAGGCCCUCCUGUACCUGAAGGCCCUUCAGUUCCUGGAGGUCCAUUCGAUCCUGGUGGACCUCCUGUCCCUGGUGGUCCUUCAGUUCCGGGGGGUCCAUUGUUUCCUAGUGGCCCACUGGUCCCAGGUGGUGCUCCAGUUCCUGGUGGCCCACUACUUCCUGGUGGUCCCAUGGUUCCUGGUAGUCCAACUGUUGCUGGAGGGCCACCAGAUCCCGGAGGACCACUGGAUGCAGGAGGACCGCCUGUUCCUGGUGGACCAUUUGUUCCAGGAGGACCUUCUGUGCUAGGAGGCCCGCCUGAGCCUGGUGGACCAGAAGUGCUAGGUGGACCCCCAGUCCCUGGACCACCCCCAGUUCCCGGGGGUCCACUGGUUCCCGGUGGUCCGUUCGUCCCUGGUGGACCCGCAGGAGCUACAAUUGUUUUUUUGCGUGUAUUGAGUAAAAGGAAAUAA